Molecule: messenger RNA, 7371 nt
Organism: Bemisia tabaci
Lineage: Eukaryota; Metazoa; Arthropoda; Insecta; Hemiptera; Aleyrodidae
Molecular function (GO): protein dimerization activity
Source: RefSeq, a predicted model, not a curated record
GCCUGUAUAAUUUUAUUUUAGGUUAUAAAUAAAAUCAAUGUAAACAAAAAGUACUCUACAAUAGUAAAAUUCAAGGAAAGUUUGUUUUAUAUAAUGACAGUUUUUGUUUUCACAACUGAGCAAGAUGACUAAUGGAAAGACUUCAAAGCAAUCGAAAGAGUACGAAAAAGAAAGACGCGAUAGACUGAAUAAGGCCUUUGACCAACUUUCAUCAGUCUUACCAGACUACGAUCCAAUCAGUUCUCUGUCUAAAGUUGAAAUUUUGACCAAAGCCUAUGAUUAUAUUAAGAAACUUGAAGCGGACCAAUGCAAGCCAUCCCAAACAAUGGAUGGUUCUUGUGAGAAAGAAAAUUGUAAUUUAAGAGCCAAAGUAAAGCACUUGUCUUCUCGCAUUCGACAAUUAAUGGACGUCAUGUACAGUGCCAAAAUUAAGGUUCCAGAUAAUUUGCCUCCUACAAGCACUUACACACCUGGAAAUCAUUGCAAGUGGAAUGGGAAAGCAGGAGAUAAGAAAGUUGAAUUAUUAUUGAAAAGUGUACUCGAUAAAAAUAAAGAAAACAAGAAAAACAAAUUGAUAGCCAGACAGCUGUCUACAGGAAAGAGCAAGCAAGUGUCUAGCCAAGCUAAAAAGCAAGCGAGAACAUCUAAACUCUACCAACAAAAGAGGAAAGUCUUUCGACUGGUAGAAACUAAUGAUAAAUUGGGUUCAUUGUCCUCCAUACCAAAGGUAGUUUUAAGUAUCACUGAUAUUAAUGCAGCAACAACAGGAACGACUGCAAAAUCUGUAGCCUCUCCCUCUUGUGUUGUGCCACUACAAGAAAGUAAUUCUAAAGUAAACAUCAUUUCUACCAGCUCAAAUGUAACUGAAAUCAAAAGCGGCCUCACAGUCAACAACAAACCAGUCAGCCUGAUAUCAGCCCCUAUAAUGGCAACCAGCAUAACACCAACUCUACCUGUUCAAAAUUUUGCUCACAACUCAAAUGUCGGGACGUACAUUCUAUCCAACGGACAACUGAUGGCAGUUCAGCAGCCAGCGCAUAUUAUACCUCAAAUAGCACCUCAGAUCUUGAUCAAUCGUCCUGUGACCCCGAUUCUUCUAAUGCAAAACAACAAUAACAUUAAUAGCCAACCCAUAAUUAUCCAAAAUCAUAAUCGUACUCGCGAACCGUUGGCAAAUAAUUGCAGGCCUAUUUAUCCAAAAACGAAACGUGAAAUCACCAGAACCACUUUUAGCUCGCAGAAACCCAUCCCUUCUUUGAAUCUCACCUUUAGUAGCAUAAAAUGCACGAAAGAAAUGAGAACUGAAAUGAUAAGUGGAGGAAAGCAAAAUAGGAACAAGAGACAAAAUUCAAAAUUGGCUACCUUAAAGAAAUUUUCGAAGGAUAAUAUCAAAAAUAGGAAUAAUAGUAGCAAAGAAAAACUUAUGGCAAAAAUGGAUAAAGAGACGUCUGUUCAUAAAAUUAAAAGGUUUGAAAGAAUUAACUUGAUGAAAAUUAAACUUCGAAAGAGAAAACGAAAAAGUCCGAAACAUAUCUUACUUAAUAAGUCUGCAAAUCAUGGAAGUGUGACUAGUCACUUAUCAAGUAAAAGAACGAGUUCAUCACAAAGUCAUGAAUUAAUUGUCAGAAAGAAAUCUAAUUUAGGUUCUUCUAGUAGACAGGAAAGUACAACGCAAGUAAAUAAAGUCCAAAUUUCGAAGAUAAUCUCGAAUAAUUCUGAUGCUACUUGUGGAAGUCAAUCAUCGACAAUUGUGACUUCCUCAAUUGGAUCUUGUGAUUUUAUAAAUACGUCAAAAAGUGUGGUGUCUCUUAGUUUAAGUCCUAAAGGUGCUUUUUCAAGUGAUUCUAUUUUAAGUAAAAAUUUAUUUCCAGAAACUGGUGAAAAAGUCAGUUGUGAUUUGCAGUUAAAAACGAACUCGAAUGCCGCAGAGGCAUUGACUUCCUCUCAGAUUCAAAGUUAUUCCGCUCAGAACACAAAUAAUUCUUUUAAUUUUGAUCCAAAGUUAGUUGAAACCUUCAAUUUUAACAGUGGCAAAGACGUUUUAACUCAACUGGGUACAUAUGAAAAGAACUCUUUUUUGCCUAUACUCCCUCCAUACCUGGAGGAUGUCCGAGAAUUUUCGUCAGAUAUUCUAUCUUCUCUCCAGAUUCCUUCCAAUUUGCACAACUCAGAGUCUUUAUCUCCUACUGCUGCAUUUUUAUUAUCUUUUCCUCUCGUUUCUACCUCUAAAAAUUCUGAGCUACUCAACGAGAAUGAAAAUGAACUCUCCUGUGAGAGUCAAACUGAUAAUUCCACUUCUAUUAUGCAAAUCGGCAGCCUAGAAUCUCCGUCAUCUGCAAUAAUUGAAGGGCAGGCAGUUUUAUUUGAUCAGCAGUUUGCGCAAAUACCUAAACCUAAUUGGCUGUCGAAGAGUUGUGACAAAAUCGAAUCAAAUCAGAAAUACAAUGAAAAUUUAAGUUUUGACAGCUCAAAUAUCACUCCUGUUCAUGCAUCAAACCAUCCAAACAAAAAGAGUUCAGUUUUUGGUGACUCGCCAUGUAAAGCUGUAAGCUCUAAGAAUAAAACAGAUUCAUCUAAUGGUUCAAAUCAGCAUGCUGGUAAAAAUUCGCAAACAUUAAUUGAUAAAAUUUCACCAGGUAAAAAAGCCAACAUCCCUGCAACUUCCAGUACUGCUGAUGAUACAGGACAAAAUGUGUCCAUAAAGCUCAGUUCAUCAGCGCAGACCGUCACUACCUGCACCACCAAGGAACUUCCCAAAUCUCUCUUGGCUGUUAGCAAUAAUUUGUUGCCAGUUUUUUCAGAGUUGUAUGGUUCUAAAACUGAUAAAACAGCUUGCUUAGAACUCUCUCCGAAAUCUGGAGAAAGAUUUGUUGAAAAUUCCCGGAAACCUUCGGAUAAAAUUAAAAGCAAAGAUAAUACCCUGAACGCUAGAGCAUUUGAAUUAAGUUCUGCAAAUAACUCUGAUGUCACUAAAACUAUUGCCAAAAACUGCAAAGAAAAAAUCAAUUCAAGUACCGUGAAUGAAAAUGGUUCCAACAACAAGUCCCUUGUCAACUGGAUGACGACCCCAGAUGUGCGUUUACAUGGUAUUGAGCAAUUUAGUAAUUCAGAGCUAUUCCCGUAUCAAAAUUUCGACUUUCUGGCCUCGUCUACUAUUGCAUGUAGCUCAUACUCCACUUCAUUCACUACGACCAAUAUAGACCAACUUUUUGAAUAUUCGUCAACCACUGACAACAAUAAACUCUACAAUCCUAACUACCCAGCAGUUUUGAAUCAAACAAAUGUUUGGUCCCCCAGUAAAAGCUCGCUUCCUCAUCAUAUCGUUGGAACGCAUACAGAUAACAAUUUUAUAAUACCAUCCACUCUGCCAACAUUGAUAGGUGAUUUAGCUUUGGGCACCAACACGACUCCUUUUGUGGAUGCCUUUAAAGUAGCGUCUUUUGAGGCUGUGCCUGAUAAUUAUACUGGGCAAAAAAUUGGUGAGCCACCGAUCAAUGACAAUCUUAAAUCCUAUGAUAGAUCUGAAAACAACCAAAAAAUUCAAGUCAACACAAAUGAAAAUCAGUCGGGAGCCAGGAGUAAAAUUAAAGAAAACAUCAAUCAGCACCCAUGUUUUGAAAGUAAACAAAGUGCUCCUGCGCCAAAGAGUCAGCAACCCAACAAAAUAACUGCACUCAAGAAAUCCGAGUCUAAUGACAAAUCUCAACAAACAAGUGGCACCAAUUUCCUGUCUGUAAGUCAAUUAGUCGACCAAAAUCAAGUAAAAUCACAUGGAUUACAAGAUGAUCAAGUCUUGUCUGGGAGCAAACGAAACUUCACCCAUCAGAAGCAGCAAAAUAAAAACAGCGCUAAUAACUUUAAUAACUUUAGCAACAAUACUAGUGAAAAAUACGACCCCAAACAUCGUUUAAUCAAAAGAGGAUCAGCAACUUUGAAUAACGGCCACCAUGAAAAUUUUGUUAAUGGCAACGGUCAACGAGUUUUUAAUCAGCAUUCCAUUGUCAGCAAAACAGAGAGUGUCAAUAAUUGCUGGCAGCAUCAAAGUACAAAAGAGUCGUCCAGCCUUGACACAGGUUUCAAGUCAAAUAAUUACAGCACUGAGUCACUACUGAACAGCGGGAAUAAUCACUCUCAAGUCAUGAACUUCACUCCUAUCUCAGAUUUUCACAAUACUCCAAACUACUCAAUGGACAAAAGUGCAAAGCUUCAAUCUUCGAGUGUCUGUAACUUCUUCAUUCCUCCUGCUCAGCCGUAUCAGAGUAAUCAGCAACAGCUGAUAACCACAAUUCCUGAUAGUAACCCAUUCGGAGAAUCAUUCCAAUUUUCAAACCAGAGCUACCGAUCUGACGCAAGCAUCAGCAAUGAGAAACCAAGAUUGGACUAUAACGCCCCCGCUUCCUCUUCAAUGAAUUGUCUUCUUUCGAACAAAAAUCCAAGCAUUUCAAAAUCGGAAUUUGCUGUUAAUUUUUAUCCGUCAACUUACUCAUCCUCAGCGCCUACUAAAAAUUCAAAAGAGAGGAGAACAUCUUGCAGACAGGUUGCUGAUCAAAAGCAUCCAUCAAACGUCGAGCUGAAUCAUGGAAUCGGCUCACACAUCUCCCCUCCCUUUCCUAGACCCUCUCUUGCUUCAAGUUUUUCUGUUUCUGUUUCUAAUUCUGCUCUGACAGGUCCAAUUUAUACCAAUACAUCAUCAUCUUCAUGUGCAAACAAGGUAGAAAAGCAAUCUGUCUACUAUUCAAAUGAAAAUAUUCGUAAACCAUGUGUCUCAAUCUCAGAUUAUGCUCCUUUUGAUGACUGCAAUUUUAAAACUCCUCAAAAUCCGCUGUCAAUCACUAAUGCUUUCAUCCCUCCAUCUUCUAACAAUGCCACUUUAUUCCUGUCGUCCACGUCGAUACCUACUAAUGUUUUACCAUCAAAUUUUAACAGUAACAGUAAGAGUUUCCCCUUCUUAACUCCAGUUGUUUCGACUCAUUCACUCUCUGUCAGUACGAAUAACAUGCCCUAUUAUACCUCCUCAACUGCUUCAAGUAGUACAUCUAUUUCCACUAUAAACGCUAACUUCACUGUAGCGUCAAACACCAUCAUAGUUAGCGAAGUUUCAGUAUGCAGCAGUACUACUGCUUCAAAUUAUCUUCCUCCUUUUAUUGGGUCGAGCACUACAAUAUCUACUCCCACUGUAAGCUUUUCCCACUAUCUCUCACCAGUAAUUACAACUUCUAAAAACACGAAGCGGACUUCAAGUUGCUCAUUAUCUAAAUCGGUUACUAGUUCUGGCGCUGCAACAUAUCUACCACCAAUAAUUUCAACAGCUUCCAUCUCUAGUAACACAAAUAAAAUUUCCUCCUAUCUUCCUCCAGUCAUUUCCACAAGUUCCUUAGUCUCAACUCGAAAUAAUACAGUAGGAAACUAUUUACCCAAUAUUAUUCCAUCAUCAAGCUCUGCCGAUAAAAACCGCUUGUCAAACUAUUUGUCUCCUGUUAUUCCGACCACUAACACCCUUAGUAACAGCAAUUUAACAAAUUAUUUGCCUUCUGUUUUACCUGCUGUUAAUGAUGCUUCGCUUUACUUACCGCUCACCAGUAUCAGCACAACUGGGUCAAGUGUUUCGACUCAAGAUAUCAAUUCAUCUUCAUCGUCCUAUGUAUUAUCCACACCCACUAACACUAAAUUAAACGCUCCCUCAACCCAAGAUAAAUUUGCCCACAAUAAUACACCAUCAUAUCAACCCUACAUUUCGAAUGUACCAACAAGUAAUAGUGGUGUAUUGAAUGGACCAACCACAAACCAUUUACCUGUUUUUUCAAACAAGACAAGUGAUCCUGCGGUCAGCUCAAGCUAUUUACCGGUGUUUUCGAACACAGCUGGGGUCACUUCAUCUUCGACUUACUUACCAAUAUUUUCAAACAGUCCAUCAGACCUGCCGAUGAUGUCAUCAAGUUAUCUUUCCUUGCCAACCAGUAAUCAGGGUCCUAAUUCGGUUUCAACGCUCAACUCAGCGUACACCUCAAACUAUUUGCCUUCUUCCAGCUUUUCCUCCAGCAAUUAUUUCACUGUCAACUUGAACGCAGCCGUGCCUCACGAUUCACAAAUAUCAAACUCAACCGCAAAUUUCAUCUCUUACUCUGCUCCAUCCACUGUAGCUAAUACACCAUGCAGCUCUACAGAUGUUCAGUGUUCAUCCAAUUUCUCAAUAUCUUCACCUGCCGCCUCUCGAUCCUCAAAUAAAUCCUCCAAAACCUCCCCAGGCUCCUGUAAAACUUUUGUGUCUGCUAAAAAAGCACCCAACAGCGCUGAAGUCCUCAAUUCAGAGGCUAAAAGAGUACAUUCUACAAACCAAAAGCUCAAUCAAGAGGAUACUAGUUUGAGAACAAGCAAUAAGGAGAAUUCUUCCACUAAAGCUGUACUGAAAUCGUGUAACCCAUGUGUAGUAAGCAAAGGUACAAGUUUUCCAAACAGCAGCUGCAUCUCUAAUAAUCUGAAUAAUCAAAGCACCUUAUCCUCCAAUCAAAUUGAAUCACCGGCAAUGUUUGAAACUUAUAAACCUGCUUUAAUCCAUCAAAUCGGAGGAAAUUAUGCAACAGAACAUUCCAGUGCAAUGAAUGUCAAAGGCGUCACAACCUCUAUUUCCUCCAAAACUAGUUUGGCUCCUCCAAUGCUCCCGCUGAACUCCGGGAGCGCCCCGUCAAAUAAUUUUAGUUGUAUUUAUUCAACGUCAGAUAGCAUCUCCUAUCAGCCUAUAAAUCUACCGAAUACCUUUCAAAACCGGCCAGAGUUUGUAGAUCAAGUCAAUAUUGGUCCCUCAUCGAGUUUCAACAAUGAUACUGCCAUCAACUCAAUUAAAAUGACGCCUACAAGUCAAAAAUAUGUGCCAUCAAAUGAGCAGUUAAUUUACAAUGCGACAGCCAACUCUGGAUCUUCAACUUUAACGAACUUCAACUUAAGUGCUAUUCUUCCAGAGAUGAAUGACAAGAUAAGGUGCCAUACCUCAUCAAAUAGCUCUUGCAUCACGAGGGGACUUUCAGAACAGACAUCCUUUGGAAAAUAUGACUUUUAUCAAUAUCCAGAAAAGAAGGCCCAUCCUCUAACAGACAAGAAAGUACAACAGAUGCAGCAUGCAAGUCAAACUGUGCCUCCUAAUCAAUUCAAUUUGAGUAGUAAGUCUAGCUCUUCCUCAUUUCAAAAUAAUUUGGAUACAUCAUGACGAAGGAACUAUACUUCUGCGCAGUUUAUUCCUAGAAAAUAAAACCGUGAUAUUAGAAUAUUGUUUGUUUUAUUAUAUGAUGUAUAAUAGCAUGCUCUCAGUAUGCUCCUUUUGUUAAAAAAAAGAAUGAAAAAAAUAAAAAAAAAAUAAAAACAAAUUCUGUGCAAUAA